GCCCUGACCCCAUUUUUUGUACUAAACCCUCAACGAUUGAGUCUCUCUCUCUCUCUCUCUCGUCUUUCUUAAUGGCUAUCCAAGUAGUCACCAUUGUUUCUCUUGUUUUCUUCUUAUGCAUCCAUGGAAUCUAUUGUGAUUAUGGAGGAUGGCAAAGUGGUCAUGCUACUUUUUACGGCGGAGGCGAUGCAUCAGGCACGAUGGGAGGAGCUUGUGGCUAUGGCAACUUGUAUAGUCAAGGGUAUGGCACUAACACCGCAGCACUAAGCACUGCUCUGUUCAACAAUGGCUUGAGCUGUGGCUCGUGCUACGAGAUGACUUGCUCCAAUGACGCGCAAUGGUGCCUCCCGGGGACCAUAACCGUCACGGCUACAAACUUCUGCCCUCCUAACCCUGGCCUGUCUAAUGACAAUGGUGGGUGGUGCAAUCCUCCUCUCCAGCACUUUGAUUUGGCUGAGCCUGCUUUCUUGCAGAUAGCCCAAUACCGAGCUGGAAUUGUUCCGGUUUCAUUCCGAAGGGUGCCCUGCACAAAGAAGGGAGGAAUAAGGUUUACAAUAAAUGGGCAUUCCUAUUUUAACCUUGUAUUGAUCACAAACGUUGGUGGUGCUGGGGAUGUCCAUUCUGUAUCAAUCAAGGGUUCUAACACAGGAUGGCAGCAGAUGUCUAGAAACUGGGGGCAAAACUGGCAAAGCAACUCAUACCUCAACGGCCAAAGCCUCUCGUUUCAAGUCACGACCAGUGAUGGAAGAACUGUCACUACCUACAACAUUGCCCCAGGGAAUUGGCAAUUUGGACAAACAUUUGAAGGUGGUCAAUUUUAGGCUAGACCAUAUUGGACACGAAAAUUAAGUCUUGUUCGUUGUCGUGAUGGCUCUACUGCAGUGGUGGCUGGUUAGCCACCCGUUAGGGGCCUACAUAUAGAUACAUAUAGUCAGCUAUACAUAUAUGUUCAAAGUGCUGACUAGGAUUGUGUGAAGCCACAGUUUCAUAUAAAAUCUGUACAUUGAAUCCCUGACUCUGAAAGUCUAAUCAGGGCUACUAUUAUAAAUGAUUUUCCUUUUCCAUAUCGAAUUUA
Messenger RNA from Olea europaea var. sylvestris, 1075 nucleotides. RefSeq names its product expansin-A8-like. The coding region runs from base 72 to 821 and encodes 249 amino acids. Lineage: Eukaryota; Viridiplantae; Streptophyta; Magnoliopsida; Lamiales; Oleaceae. Gene Ontology annotation, cellular component: extracellular region. The record is from RefSeq and is a predicted model, not a curated record. Gene Ontology annotation, biological process: plant-type cell wall organization. The transcript has 3 exons.